Messenger RNA from Aspergillus uvarum CBS 121591, 1598 nucleotides. RefSeq lists its product as uncharacterized. The coding region runs from base 146 to 1396 and encodes 416 amino acids. The record is from RefSeq and is a predicted model, not a curated record. The transcript is spliced from 3 exons. NCBI's taxonomy places the organism in Eukaryota, Fungi, Ascomycota, Eurotiomycetes, Eurotiales, Aspergillaceae.
UACCCAAAAGGCACUACUACUAUUACUAUACGCCCCGUACUCCCACCGCUACCCCCCCUGCACAUUCAUUCAGCAGGUUCCUUUGCUCUGCCCUCCACGACCCUAUCCUAGCCGAUCAUCCUAAUAUCACUAUACUAGCGUCACCAUGGGUUCCUACAGUACAUCCUCCUGUCAGCGUGGUCCAAAGUCCGGCGGAAGUUCAAGUUCGACCAACAGUGAUGCCUCGGACCGUUCGAAAAGCACGGCCCCUACGAUCUACAGCGAUCGACCCACUCCUAUGACGGGGGUCACGAUGGCCUUCGAUGGGGAGGACGACCCCAAAGCCUCGGUUACGACCUACACGUCCACCAAUCCCUCCGUUGAUGAUCUUCCUGAACCGCCGCGCUACCAGGUAACCGACCGUAAAUUGGAUAUCUUCUCCCCGGAUGUCAUCCCGUCAAAUCCGUCCACCUUCGGACAUUUGUUCCCCUCGUCACGACGGCUUCUGGUCCGACAUGACGAUGCGACGCUGGAUGGCAACAUGAACCUGCGGGUCGACACCAUGGUUCCGCAACGUGGGGGGUACCAACAGGACGUGACCUUAUUUCAUCUCCGCAUGUAUGAUCUGUUCUCGCGAAAAUUCUCAUUCCGUCGCUACAGCCGCGAUUCGGGACGAGAAGUAUGUCAUUCGGAAAGGAGGUCGGUGCCAGGCUCCGACAGACAUGCGGCCUUUCGAAAGUCGUGGAGCAGUGUGUUGGCUAGCUUGCGGCCUGGGUCAAAUGGACAUGGAUCUGUACCCGUUGCGGAACAUAGGCGCCAGGACUCAGGGUACAAAUUAGCAGAUGACAACGAUGAAGAGUGGGAGGACAAACAGUUAGAGACCAGGACUGGUAUGGAUCGCCAUCCGUCCGUACUCGCCGAGAGCACGUUGUUGGAGUUUUCCAACUAUGCUCAUGUAGAGCUGAGACGCCGAGGUGCCGGGCAAUCGAAGCGAUAUGAGUUUGAGUAUUGGUCCACGAGAUACCAAUGGAGACGGGAGUGCCGAAGAGAGGGCGACCUGCGGGAAUUGUCGUAUCACCUGAUCAACCUGCGCACCUCCAAGCCCGUCGCCCAUAUCGUACCCGAAAUCCUCGCUCCCAUGGAAGCCGUCGAGGAGGAGCGCAAGGGCGGCUGGGUUCCUCCUUCCUCCAUGUGGAUCAGUGAUCCGGCCGUGUACGAGAAGAUGCCUGACGUUGCCGAUGUGAUUGUUGCCACAGGGCUAGUGGUACUAGUCGACGAUUGUAUUCGCCGGAAAUGGCAUUCGAAAAAGCAUUCGCAACUCAUCCAUCCCGUGCGAUCAACGUUGUCGAAGAGCAUCGAGCUCAUGGGUCCCAGGCGGUUCCUUGAUGAGGUGUUCCAUCGACGGGGAUCAGCCUGAGCUGAUGUCUGGGACGAGUUGAACAGUGAUAUGACGUGGUGAUCCUUCAUUCGGAUGUUCGCGUCGGCGUCUCCCCUUCCUUGAAUCUAAGGAACUUAAUGAAACCCUGACCAUGGCGUCCUCACCCCUGGCCUCAAGGUCAUCUUGCAUAUUGGUGGGCCGACCAGGUGCUUUUGUCAACGGAGACAUGGGAACCGGAGGG